GCGCACAUGGCUAUCCACAUCCAAGUCGGGAGCUUAUAAAAUCAAGCCCUUCACAACAGCUCAUCACACAAGAGCAACACCAGAGCGGAUACAUCGGGAGCGCCACGCCAGGUGAAGACACAGAAUGGAGUUGAAACCUCUCCUCAAAAAACUGGCCUUAAUUCUCCGAGCCAUCUUCACAUUCCUCUUUGCGUUUGUUGUCCUUAACGUUAUGAUAUGGGCCUACGUUGAAGGUUUCCAGCUGGCCACCUCCAGCUACGGAAUCAUCUCCUUUGGCUUAUACGGCCUCCUGCUCUCGUUUCACGUUCUGGUCCAGAGCUUUUUCGCCUUCAUUGAGCAGCGGCAGAUGAAGAACCGCAAAAAACCAUGCACUUUCACCAAGACCAUUGGCUUCACCAUUUCAGCCUACCAGGAGGACCCAGCCUAUCUCAAAGAGUGCCUCAACUCCGUUCGGGCCCUCGAGUAUCCAUCUGAGCUGCUGCGCAUCAUCAUGGUGGUGGACGGCAACAGCAACGAUGACCGCUACAUGAUGGAGAUGUUCAAAGAGGUGUUUGCCGACCAGGACCCCGCCUGUUACGUGUGGGAGAACAAUUACCACGCGUGGAAACCCACUAAGGUGCAGCCCGAUGAGAAGACCCAUGAACCUGUCUUCAUAGGAGUGGACCUCCAGCGAAAGGAAGUGGAGCACCUCAUUCAGACCAAGAAAUGUGUGUGCAUCAUGCAGAAGUGGGGGGGCAAGCGGGAGGUGAUGUACACCGCCUUUAAGGCCCUCGGAUCUUCAGUCGACUACAUCCAGGUAUGUGACUCGGACACCAAGCUGGACUCCCUGGCCACAGUGGAGCUGUGCAAGGUGCUGGAGAGUGACACCAGGUACGGCGCAGUUGGCGGGGACGUGAUGAUCCUCAACAUGAAGGACUCGUACAUCAGUUUUAUGAGCAGUCUUCGCUACUGGAUGGCCUUCAACAUUGAGCGGUCUUGUCAGUCCUUCUUCAACUGCGUCUCUUGCAUCAGUGGACCCUUGGGGCUCUACAGGAACGAUCUCCUUCAGGCAUUCCUGGAAUCUUGGUACAAUCAGAAGUUUUUAGGAACUCACUGCACUUUUGGAGAUGACAGACAUCUUACCAACCGUAUGCUGAGCAUGGGAUACGCCACAAAAUACACAGCCAACUCCAAAUGCUACACGGAGACGCCGGCUCAGUUCCUGCGCUGGCUCAACCAGCAAACCCGCUGGACAAAGUCCUACUUCCGCGAGUGGCUCUUCAACGCCAUGUGGUGGCACAAGCACAAUCUGUGGAUGACCUACGAGUCCAUCGUCUCGGGGGUAUUCCCCUUCUUCGUCACGGGCACCAUCAUCCGGCUGUUCUGGACGGGCACGCUGUGGGAUAUCCUGUGGGUGCUGUGUUGCAUCCAGCUGAUCGGACUGGUGAAAGCGGCGUACGCCUGCAUCCUGCGCCGGGACCUGGUGAUGGUGUUCAUGUCCCUCUACUCGGCUUUGUACAUGACCAGCCUGCUGCCGGCUAAGUACUUUGCCAUUCUUACCAUGAACAAGAGCAGCUGGGGAACGUCAGGCCGGCGUAAGAUUGUGGGCAACUAUAUGCCCCUGCUGCCACUGUCAGUGUGGGCAGCCGUUUUAUUAUCAGGACUGCUUUACACAAUUUACCGAGAGAGUACAAUGAACUGGUUUACCCCAGCCAAGGAACUGGAAAUUGAAUUUCUUAUUUUCGGCUGCGUAGUGUACUUGUGUUACUGGUUAAUCAUGAUGGUUUUAUACUGGGUGUGGUUCCGCAAGGCAUGUAGGGUACGUGCCAAAAGUUACACGUUGAAUGUGUAAGUCCACGACGUCUAGUGACGUCUCGACACGUUAAUUUAUCAUAUGUUUGCUAUUUUAAAUGAAUUAAUUUAUUUUGUCUCCAAUCUCAGGACAACAAAAGGGCUUCCAUGCAGCUGCUAAACUAAUCAAUAGAAUGAAUAAAGUUAAUUAGUGAAAGGACCAAAGCAUACUUUGACAGCGACUUGUUGUUGCACUUUGAAAUGAAACUGCUUUUGGCCAUUCUUAUGCACUUCAAUAAGAGAGACACAUUCCCGACAUUAAUAAUAUUAUAGAAAUGCUGUACAUACUGUAUAGGGGAUACUGGGGACUGUGUGAUGUGGAAAUAUAUAUAAGAAUUAUGUGGUUGUAUGUAAAUAGUUGUUAAAAAAAAAACAUUUUUGUUGUUACACUGGAGUUCUGAGGAUAUUUUGCUACAGGGUUGCACACUUCAAAAUACACAACAUGUGUCUACAUGUGUAUGUAUGCCUGCAAGUUUUAAAGGACUAGUGCUUUGGAAUCCCCUUUGUCAAAAUCGUGGGAUUUGUGAUGUGAGAAUAAGGGAGUAAGUUCCCAGAGACCUUCACGGAAACUUCUGAGCCAAAACAUUGAGUUCUUGAUAAGAGGCCACCCCCACGUUCUGAGGGAAGAACAUCUUUUUUUUUUUUUUUUUUUGCUAUUUGUUCAGGGAAUGACCAAAGUGAGAUAAAACAAUUCACAUGCCUAGAUUGAGACUUCACUUCAAAGAUAAUUGCAUUAGAAAAGACAAAGGUCAUAUUAAUACAGCUCGGUUAUUGCUAUAACCAAAAUGAUGUCCAUUCAAGUGUGUGAAACAUGAAUGUAUAAGCACAGUUAAAACACCUUGAAUAAAACAACUGAGGAUUUGCAAUGAUAUCUUGAUGUGAAGAAACAAUGUGAACGAAUAAAUAUUUUUCUAACUUUUAAC
Molecule: messenger RNA, 2753 nt
Organism: Syngnathus acus (greater pipefish)
Lineage: Eukaryota; Metazoa; Chordata; Actinopteri; Syngnathiformes; Syngnathidae
Gene: has1
Product: hyaluronan synthase 1
Exons: 5
Coding region: 125-1831 (568 amino acids)
Biological process (GO): hyaluronan biosynthetic process; extracellular matrix assembly
Molecular function (GO): hyaluronan synthase activity
Source: RefSeq, a predicted model, not a curated record